Molecule: messenger RNA, 981 nt
Organism: Podospora anserina S mat+
Lineage: Eukaryota; Fungi; Ascomycota; Sordariomycetes; Sordariales; Podosporaceae
Exons: 3
Coding region: 1-981 (326 amino acids)
Biological process (GO): translation
Cellular component (GO): ribosome
Molecular function (GO): structural constituent of ribosome
Source: RefSeq, a predicted model, not a curated record
AUGGCCGGCAAGGGGAUGAGGUGCCUCAGCGAGGCGAUGAGGGGCUUGAGCCUCGGUGCGCAAACAUGCAGAACAGUCCCAGUCCGCACAGCUCCGUUAAUAUCAAGGCGGUCCAUGGCCACCGAGGCGCCCGUUUCCAAAAUCACACGAUCAGUAGCUGAGAAAUGGACUCCCAUCACCACUGUCCCUGUUACCGUCCACUCCUUCCCCGACCUUGCCCCCCGCUCCCUCGAAACAUACUCAGCCAAGCACCUCUACCUCCCCCUCCGCCGCGACAUUCUUCACCUUGCGGUCGUCUACGAAGGUGACAACACACGACAGGGUACGGCCCAAGCCAAGACUCGCUGGGAGGUCGCCGGUUCCCACAGAAAGGUUCGCCCACAAAAGGGCUCGGGCAGAGCUCGUGUUGGCAACAAGCAAUCACCGCUACAGCGCGGUGGUGGUAAAUCCCACGGUCCCCGAAACCGCGAUUUCGGCACCAAGCUCAACCGCAAGGUCUACGAUCUGGCCUGGCGCACAGCUCUUUCUUACCGGUAUCGCCGUGGCGAGCUCAUCGUUACCGAGGACGGGCUCGAUCUCCCUCUCCCUGAGGACUUCCUCCAGCAAGCCCAGGACGGCCUCUUGACCCGCGAGCUUGAGGAUGCCUUUAUUGAAAAGUACGUUGGCGAGAUGCUCGGAGCGAUGCAGUGGGGCAAGGCUCAUGGCAGGACGACAUUCAUCACGGGGGAGGAGCGGAUGAACCUGUUCACCGCGAUGGGGGUGGCAGGUGAGAACGGCAGGGCUUUGGAGCUGGAGGAUGUGGAUGUCAAGGAUUUGCUUGAGACGGGCAGGAUUGUCGUGGAGAGCUCGGUCCUGAAGGAGAUGAUCAAGCGGCAUAGGAGUGAUCUGGUGACGAGCAUUUUCCUGCCUGGCCAGAAGAACACCAAGGAGACAACAAUGGGCACUGUUGUUUACCCGUCUAGCAAGGUUUCAUAUACCUAG